Amphiprion ocellaris (clown anemonefish) is the source of this 2991-nucleotide messenger RNA. RefSeq lists its product as uncharacterized. Gene Ontology annotation, molecular function: ubiquitin-protein transferase activity. The record is from RefSeq and is a predicted model, not a curated record. The transcript is spliced from 15 exons. The coding region runs from base 366 to 2414 and encodes 682 amino acids. NCBI's taxonomy places the organism in Eukaryota, Metazoa, Chordata, Actinopteri, Pomacentridae. Gene Ontology annotation, cellular component: nucleus.
CUCAACCAAUGAGAACUUCUAAACUGUCUGAAGAGCCAAUCACAGCCUGAGAGCACAACGGCGAGCCAACCAGAGCUUUAGACUUUAAUAGAUGUCAGCUUGAGGUAAUGAGAGCUCAGCUGUUCAGAUGUUUGGAGGGUCUCCUCAGGAAAGACUGGAGUUUGGGGUUAAAACUAGAGAAAAAACAAAACUUUCUAGGCAUGAAAUCAGAAAAAAGCAAAGAGUGAAUGAAAAUUAAACUAAACAAGGAAAGGCCCUAUGAGGAUUUUAUUGAAGGAGAAGUGAAGAGAUUGUUCUGACAAUAAAUACGAUAGAGUCAGUAAAAGGGAAUUACAGGAGAUACAGUGUCAGUUGUAUCCAAAAAGAUGAAGCUGGGGGAGAAGAAGACAGUGUUGCUGGUCUCCACAGAAAGCAUUGAGAUGGAGUUGUUUUCUUCAGACUGCUGUGAGGAGACAACAACACAUGAGAAGGAGGAAGAACACAACUUUGACCAGAGAUACCUGGAGCAUCCACUAGUCCCUGACUGUGAGGAGGAUCCAGAACCGCAGGUCCAAAGCCAACCAACGGAGCAGACGAGGCCCAAAACCAGGAUCUCUGUCCAUGAAAAUAACACCCAGCAUCCUCCUGUCAUGGACAUCACACAGCAAAUGGAGAUAGAGAUGGAGGUGUUUCCUCCCAGAGUGUCAAACGAUCCCUCCAUCAUGAGUCUGCAGUCCCCGAACAGAGCCAGUCGUCUCAAAUGGAAGAGACUGAUUCCACAGAAGAAAGGACUGGUGGUUAAAGACGUGGUCUGUCUGCCCAGAGCAUACAACACGUCUCAGCCGGACAGACACACCGUUCCACACGGUAAACAGCGAGCAGCUCUGGCAGCGAUGGGACUGAUCACUCGCAUCACCAUUGACGAUAGCUGGUCAGCCGGUCAGAUGGAGAGUCGGCUGGUCAUGCUCUUCUGGGGGCGAUUUGUAAAACAGGCAGGACAAAGGUUUUCUUUCACGUACCUGCAGUGUUUGCAGGGCUCCAGAGCGCUGUUCGUCCCCGACACCCCAGCAGAGGGCUGGACUGGAGAUCACGUACUGAGGAUCUCUGGACAUGGUGCUUUGUAUAUCCUCAGUCACCAUGGCUACCCACAGGCAGAAUCUGAGAGGUCAGCAAGUGAGACAGCUGUGGUGAACAGGAACAGGUUUUAUCUGGAGGUCGGCACAGAGAGCUGCCAGGAUGAUGGCAGGGAUCUGGUAAAACAGAUCCAGCCGAGUGUCCGCAGGACCCCAAAGGAGGUCAUGCUUGACGUGGACACCAUCCUGAAAAAGUUCCGACAGAAGAACAUGCAUCGAGCUGGAGAAGCUCACACCCAGCUGAGGAGGAGAGAUGUGCUCCACGGUGCUCUGAAGGAGGUGAGGCGGCCGGACUUCUGCUUCAGGACGACACCUGUUAUCUCCUUCAGUGGAGAGGAGACUACCAGCCGACAGCAACCUCUCAAGGAGUGCUUCAGGCUGGCUCUGCUGAAGCUACAGCAAAGUUGUGUGUUUGAGGGUCGUCCAGGUCGUCUGUUCUUCACCUGCGACCUCAAAGCUCUUAAAGACAGGAAGUAUUAUGAAGCAGGAGUUCUGAUUGGCUGGUCGCUGGCUCAGGGUGGACCCGGACCUCGCUGUCUACAUCCUGUACUAUACCAGCUGAUGUGCUGCCAGAGUCCGUCUAUGGAAGACUUCAGCUGGAAGGACAUUGCUGAUGCUGAAGCACAGAUCCGACUGCAAGAGCUUCAGAAUUGCACUGAUGUGAAGCGUCUGUCUCCCAGUCUGUGUGACUGGGUGUCACGCUACGGGAUCCCAGAAAUCUACUCCACCCACUCUGAUGGAAUACCAGCAAUCUAUAGCCGCUUAGUGAAACACUACAUCUACCACAGGGUGUCCAGUAUGAUCUCCCAGUUCACCGGGGGGCUGAACAGCUGUGGUGGGCUGUGGGAUACGGUGCAGUCCCACUGGGAGGCGUUUGUGCCAGUGAUGACGAGUACACAGCAGCAGCAUCUGAUCCUGGAAGAUUUCAAACAGCUCUUCACCUUCUGCUACAGCCAUCCACAUUCGGAUCUGAGGGCAGCUGAGGAGGCCACAGCUGCACACUGGGAAACAGUCCUCACUUUAGUCAGCGAUGGUCAGGCAGAGUUUUCCUUUGAAGAUCUCCUCACCUUCAUCACAGGAGGAGAUCAGCUGCCUGCUCAUGGCUUCCCCACUUUGAUCUUCCUGCGUUUUUACUCCCAGGGUGCGAGCAUGUCAAACAUCCGUCUGCCCCACGCCUUCCCCUCCUCUCUGGAGGUCUUCCUGCCGAGGGGAGUGUCGGCGGCUGCGGACCUGUUGGCACUGCUGAACAGAGCCGUGCUUCACAUUUCCAGACAGAAGGAGCUGAUGACUGCAAGGAAGUGAGGGCAUGACUACAAAGUGGAUGUGUCAUGCUGAAACUGACUUUGGGAAGCUGAAAAGUUUCUGCAGGAUGUUAGCAAAGACAGAGAGGAAAGACACCCUGCGGUUUGGGUGCUGAAGUUUGUCGCAUUAGUUAAUGUAACUCAUGACUUGAUAAGAGAGUCCAGACAAGUGCUUGUAUUAUUUUAAGCACUGAGCAUUCGAAGUCUGGUGCAUUUUAUUCAUUCAUUGUCUGGUGUAUGUGGGCAGGUUUGCACAUGCUGUAAUUUCUUUGUGUCAUGGGAACAAUAAUGCCUUUUAGAAGAGAAGGAGGAAAUGAUAUUUAACACACCACAACAAGGGUGAGGUCUUUUAGGCUGCUGUAGAUGAGAUAUACUGGAUUGAUGCAACUUAACACAGGAAAGUAAGCUUUCUUCAUUAAUUAUUUAAAAAUAUAUAUAUUUUAUCAUGAUCAAAAAAUAUCCCAGCAUUCAUUAAAUACCAAAGUUAGCAUCAUCCACCACCACUUUGACAGUUUACAGAGCUAGUAUGAUUGCAUAAUUCACAUUUUAGAUUUCCCAUUUAUAAUCGGCUAUUUUAU